AUGGCAGCGGCAACAGCAACACCACAGAUCUCAACCGCGCACCAAACCGACAUCACGCGCAUCCUGGAGUACUGGUUCACGCCGUCGAGUCCUGACGCCAGCAUUACGGAGAAAUGGUUCCGCCCACCGAACCGCGACCAAGUCGACGAAGAAAUCCGCACGAAUUUCGAACCACUGAUCCAGCAGGCGCGGAACGACAGCCUCGACAACUGGACCACCACACCGUUGGGUUCCCUCGCUUUGAUCAUCCUGCUCGACCAGUUUCCCCGGAACAUCUACCGCGGCUCGCACCUCUCGUACGCGUCGGACGCCAAGGCCGUGGACGUUGCGGUCCAAUGCGUCGCACGGGAAUUCGACCACUCGCCAGAAACCCUGACCGAGUUGCAGACUCUCUUCUUCUAUAUGCCCUUGAUGCACGCGGAGAGCCUGAUCCACCAGAUUGCAGGCGUCAGUCUGUUUGAGCUGUUGGCUGCGCGCUGUCUCAGUAGCACCAAGUUGAGCGCCACCGAACGGGAGGAGGUGACGAAAUUCGUGACGAGUUCCCUAAAUUUCGCAAGGGCUCAUCGCGACGUCAUCAUGCGGUUUGGCCGGUUUCCGAGCAGGAACGAGGUGCUUGGGAGGCAGAGUACGCCCGAGGAGGUGCAAUUCCUGAAAGACAAUCCUGGGGGGUUUGCCAUGGGAGGGUCGGGGAGUCGAUAG
Messenger RNA from Cladophialophora yegresii CBS 114405, 699 nucleotides. RefSeq lists its product as uncharacterized. The record is from RefSeq and is a predicted model, not a curated record. The transcript has a single exon. The coding region runs from base 1 to 699 and encodes 232 amino acids. Gene Ontology annotation, molecular function: protein binding. NCBI's taxonomy places the organism in Eukaryota, Fungi, Ascomycota, Eurotiomycetes, Chaetothyriales, Herpotrichiellaceae.